UUUUCAGGUAUAUCUGAAUUACCUCACUUCUCCUUGUGUUUUAUAUGGUACUUCUGAGCGAAGUAAGAUAUAAAACAGAUAAUCGGUCUGGCUGCUGAUUGUUGAAGCAGGAUGUUGACCACGCCACUACAGAGACGACAGGCCGUCAUAUUUAUCCUGGGAUGGCUCGCUUACGCCUCCACGUAUUUGCUGCGAAAACCUCUAGGUGUUGUGAAGACAGACUUAGAAGAGUCACUUUCUAUUGGUAAAACACAGCUAGGGUGGCUAGAUACGGCUCUGUUACUACCUUAUGCUCUAAUGCAGAUGUUGUUGGGGCCGUUAGGAGACAGGUUUGGACCCAGGAGAACUUUUGGAGUCUGUUUGCUGAUGUCUGCCUUAUCCAUGGUCACAUUUGGAAGUUGGAGUAAUUUCUGGAUCUUCUUCUUAUUACUUUUCAUAAAUGGAACAGCACAGGCCCAGUGCUGGCCUAACUGUAUUAAAUGCCUGGGAUCCUGGUAUGCAGAUGAAGUCAGAAAUAGCAUGUUCGGAAUGUUUGGGACAUGUGCCUUUGCGGGGGGCAUCAUGGGAACUUCUCUGGCUGUUUAUCUACAGACUUCCUACUCUUGGAGAAGUGCAUUUUUUCUUCCUUCUGUGAUAGUGGCAACACUUGGUGUGCUGGUCUUCCUAUUCUUCAGCACCCCAGAAGAACAAAGCAUAGAAAUACCGGGAAAAACACAGAGUUCCACAUCAUCAAAAUCUACAGGAAGCACCUCAUGGCUACAGAUGUGGAAAAUCCCGAUGUUACCAGAGGUCGCUGUAGCUGUCUUUUGUUUAAAAGUUGUGAGAUACUGCAUGUAUAUGUGGUUACCAAUGUAUCUACUGAAUGCUUUAAAGUACACCAAAGCCCAGGCUGGUAUGUUUUCUACAACAUUUGAGGUGGGUGGAGUGUUAGGCAGUGCUGUUAUAGGAAUUGUCAUAGACAGGUAUUUUAAGGGUCGGUCUCUAGCGGGUACCGGUUAUUCCGUGGCUUUAUCGGCUGUCUCCCUUCUAGCAUUUUAUCUGACCAGUACCUGGGGAAUUGUCUUUAACACUGUGUUCAUGUUUCUAGCUGGAGUAUUCAACUGUGGUCCUGAUAGCAUCUUAGGUGGAUCCAUCCCAAAUGAACUGGGAGAGAUGGAUGGAAGAAAUGCAGCUGCUGCUGUUGGUCUUGUCAAUGGUUUUGGCAGUGUGGGGACAUUUUUGGAGGGUCCCAUUAUUGGGGUGAUAUCAGCAAACUACGGCUUUAAUGUUCUCAACUUAUGA
This is a messenger RNA of Saccostrea cuccullata (small rock oyster), 1281 nucleotides long. RefSeq lists its product as uncharacterized. Lineage: Eukaryota; Metazoa; Mollusca; Bivalvia; Ostreida; Ostreidae. The record is from RefSeq and is a predicted model, not a curated record. Gene Ontology annotation, cellular component: membrane. The transcript is spliced from 13 exons. Gene Ontology annotation, biological process: transmembrane transport. Gene Ontology annotation, molecular function: transmembrane transporter activity. Bases 112 to 1281 code for a protein of 389 amino acids.